UCUGAAUGACAGCAGUCUAAUCAAACCAACAAUUUCUUGACGGGAGCGAUGAAACGGCUCGUCGACAUGUCUUCGAUUAAAUUAAAUUUAGCGUUGUUUUCGAUAUUAUUAAGCAUAUUAGUGAGUGUAAAUACGCAGACUGUGCACAGACGAUUCGAAUACAAGUAUUCUUUCAAGCCGCCUUACUUAGCACAAAAAGAUGGGUCGGUCCCUUUCUGGGAGUAUGGAGGAAACGCCAUUGCCUCCGGCGAGAGCGUGCGCCUGGCGCCUUCGCUGAGGAGUCAGAAGGGCGCGAUAUGGACCAAGCAGCCCAUAAACUUCGACUGGUGGGAGGUGGACAUAAUGUUCAAGGUCACGGGCCGGGGCAGAAUAGGCGCUGACGGCCUGGCGUUCUGGUACACGAGCCAGCGCGGCGACUACACCGGCGAGGUGUUCGGCUCGUCGGACCGCUGGAACGGGCUGGGCGUGAUCUUCGACUCCUUCGACAACGACAACAAGCAUAACAACCCCUACAUCAUGGCGGUCGUCAAUGAUGGCACUAAGGCUUUCGAUCAUAAGAGCGACGGAUCUCAACAACUGCUCUCGGGCUGCCUCCGCGACUUCCGGAACAAGCCGUUCCCGACCCGGGCCAGGAUCGAGUACUACCUCAACACGCUGACGGUCUACUUCCACGCUGGCAUGACGACCAACGAGGCGGACUACGAGCUGUGCUUCCGCGCCGAGAACGUGGUCCUUCCGCGCGGAGGAUACUUCGGGCUGUCGGCGGCCACGGGCGGCCUCGCCGACGACCACGACGUGGUACACCUGUUGACCACGUCGCUGCACACGGCGCAGCAGCAAGGCAGCCAGCCCAUCAGCUCGGACGAGCAGCAGAAGCUGUCGCAGGAGUACCAGGAGUACCAGAAGAAGCUGGACCAGCAGAAGGAGGACUACAGGAAGGAGCAUCCCGACGAGGUGCGAGACAAAGAAGGCGAAUUCGAUGACUGGUUCGAGUCUGACGGACAAAGGGAACUCCGCCAGAUCUUCCAGGGGCAGUCCAACAUGCACGACACUCUCAGAGACAUCAACAAGAAGAUUGACGAGGUGCUGGGCAAGCAGCUGAGCUCGCUGUCGAUGCUGACGGCCGUGUACUCGCACAGCCAGGGGCAGGCCGCGCCGCCGCCGGGGCAGCUGCCCGCGCAGAUGCCGUCUCUGCCUAUCGCCCGCCACGACUGGGACGCGCUAGUUGCCAACAAUCAGCUCAUGAUCAACACUAUAGCGGAGCUCAAAGGCUUCGUUAUCGACGUGGCGCGGAAGUCUGAUACUUUGUUAGCGGCGGGCGGCGCGCAGGGGGGAGGCGGCUCCGCCAUCAACCCGCAGUUCCUGGCUGAGAUGCGGGACUCCAUCAACCAGGUGAAGACCACGGUGGCGGGGGUCGCCCAGCGCAUCACGAGCGCCCCGGGCGCGGCGCACGCGCAGCUGUCCUGCCCGCCGGCCGCGUGCGCGUCGCUGGCGGCGCUGCUGCUGGUGGCGGGCGCACAGCUCGCCGUGCUGCUCUCCUACCACAUAUACAGAGAAAGGAAAGAAGCACAAGCCAAGAAGUUCUUCUAAGUUAGAAGUGAGAACCGCGCUGCCCACGAGCUCCUUAUGUAACGUCACAAUAAUCUAUAUAUAUAAAUUAUUAUUUAAUUACUUUCAAUCGAGGCUAAUAAUUAUGUAUUUUUUAUAUAAAAUUUACUUGUCUAUAGUUAAGCGUCGGUGCUCUGCUCAUGAGGUUAAGGUAUUCGACGCGAAGGCUUAUUUUAAAUUCCAAGGUAUCCAAGUUCGAAUCCCACUGCGCUAGAAUACUUCUGACUUAGUUGAGAGAUUCAGGUUAUGAAGAUUUUUUUUCCCUCUCAUGAUGUUUUCUCGAAUGCGUAAUCUGCUUGGCUAAGCUUCAAAAUAGCAUGUAAGUCAAACGUUACAUGCCGUGAAGAGACAAGUUAGUUGACUCACGUAUUUAAGUCUCCUUUUACGAUAUUGAAAAAGAAGCCGUAUUAAUUUUGGUACAAAAAUGUACCUAACAUCUGCAUCUUGUCAAAAAUGUAGAUACCGUUUCAUGUAAAUAAAUUAUUUUGAAUUGUGAACAAUAAAAACUAAUAAAACUAUAAACAGAUAAUUUUAAUAUGCCAAAAUUUAUAAUUGUUUGUUUUUUGUAAAAACUAAUAAUUAUGUCGAUAAGUGCGCGUUUACCUGUUGAUAAUUUUCUAAGGCUUUAGUAUUGAAUUUUAUUGUAAAUAUAUUUUUUUACAAACGAAACGAAAUGUGGGCGGCGCAUAACCAAAUUCUUACCAUCAUUAUAUGUAAGGAGUUAAUUUAAAUUCUGUACAUAAUAUAUUUAUAUAUUAAAAUAUGUUUUCCUUAGGAAUGGCCCUUGAAAUAGAAAAUAAAGGUAACUAUAACACCUAGAAUAAUAUGUCACUCCUAAAAUAUCCAUUUAAUUCUUUAUUUCUUCCUAAAUUAUUUUUUUCGAAUGUUUACAUAAGUGUGGUUUGCCAAAAUAACUCCUCCUUUUUAAAAACGUUUACAAUACUGUAGAUUAUUUCUUUGCCAUUUCUAAAGGGAAUUAGUAGUGUUUUAUUUUGUCUCGACUUUUUUACUAGCUCUACGUCUUGAUUAAAAUCUUUUAAAGAAUAAAAUGAGUAACUGAUUAUAUACUUUUGUUAUUUUGUCAAACAAGUUUUAUAUUGUCGCUGUCUGCGAAUGACUUUAUUUUUUGUAAAAACUCGGUUGUAAUAUUGUAAUUAAAUUACUGAAAUCUAUUCUUUCUUCUGCAUUUAUAUGAUAAGUUUCUUUUUUAAUAAAUGGAUUUAAAAUGA
This is a messenger RNA of Amyelois transitella, 2837 nucleotides long. RefSeq names its product protein ERGIC-53 (gene ergic53). Gene Ontology annotation, biological process: Golgi organization; endoplasmic reticulum organization; endoplasmic reticulum to Golgi vesicle-mediated transport. The coding region runs from base 49 to 1590 and encodes 513 amino acids. Gene Ontology annotation, cellular component: endoplasmic reticulum membrane; Golgi membrane; COPII-coated ER to Golgi transport vesicle. The transcript is spliced from 13 exons. The record is from RefSeq and is a predicted model, not a curated record. Gene Ontology annotation, molecular function: D-mannose binding. Lineage: Eukaryota; Metazoa; Arthropoda; Insecta; Lepidoptera; Pyralidae.